AUGGGCCGGACCCUCCGCCUGGCCGCCAGCGUCCCCCGCGGCCUGGCCGCCCUCCGCGGCGCCGCCCGCGACGGCUUGAUCUCCUCCCCUCCCCAGAUUCGGCGCCUCGCCGCCAAGGCGCGGCGCAGGCGAAAGUGGUACGCGCCCAAAGCCCAGGCGGGACCAGUCAGCGAUGCUUCGACGGAGUCUGCCGCCGAGAGGGUGGGGAGCGAGGAUGCGGCGGGGGAAGGGGCGGAGGAGGGGCAGCCGGCGCCUUCAAGCGCGGCGAUCGGGAUGGAUUGGGAAUCGUACAAGAUUCCGCACAGGUUUGUGGGGUUCAACCCCAAGCGUCUAGACUUGGAAAACCUGCCGCGAAUCCGGAAGGAUGUGGAUGGGAAGCCAAGUCGGAUGAUGUGGCACGGGACAGAGUGCCAAAAGUGUGGGCUGCAGGUGCGACGAGAGAAGCGCACCAAUCGGCAGGCCAGCUUGAACAUUUACGCAGACGAGAAGAUCCCCCUGGACAUGCUGAGGUCCUGCCCAGAGGAGAAGAAGUACCCCCUGCUGUGGAGGAGCCGGGACCCGUUCCUGGCCCUGGACAUACUGGGGGUUGAUGACUAA
This is a messenger RNA of Ostreobium quekettii, 597 nucleotides long. Lineage: Eukaryota; Viridiplantae; Chlorophyta; Ulvophyceae; Bryopsidales; Ostreobiaceae. The record is from the annotation of a GenBank genome assembly.